AGGUCUUUUUCAGGUAUCACUGAGUUCGGGUUUUGGGUUUUAGCUCCGUCGGAAGAGAGAAGAAGAAGGAAGAUGGGGAGAAGAAUACUGAAUGAAGCACUCAGAUCAAUGGUGAAUGCCGAGAAAAGAGGGAAAUCCAUGGUGGAGUUGAAGCCUAUCUCCACUGUAAUGUCUUCUUUCCUCAAUAUCAUGAAAAAUCGAGGCUAUAUUAAGGAUUUUCAAGUUUAUGAUCCACAUAGAGUGGGGAAGAUAACAGUUCAACUACAGGGGAGGAUUAAUGAUUGUAAAGCACUUACUCACAGGCAGGACAUCAAGGCUAUCGAAAUUGAGGAGUACAAAACACGUACUCUUCCAACGCGACAGUGGGGUUAUGUCGUGAUUACAACUCCAGAUGGCGUUUUGGAUCAUGAAGAGGCUCUUAGACGCAACGUUGGCGGUCAAGUUCUGGGAUAUUUUCACUAAUCAACAUUGUAUGUAUGACAGUUUUCACCGGCAAAAGGGUGUUAUGGUCAAAAGAUAAUUAGGGACAUAAAUUCAUUUUUCCUCAACUGAAGUGACAGGCCAAGUUUAAGUUUGUAUUACCUUCUAUAAUGUCUUGGUCGGUAUUGCUGCAUGAAGUGUUUUCUCUAGUUAAAUUGAGGACAUGGGACGUUUUAAUCAGCAUCCAAACUUGUUGUUACCCCUUUCCUUGUGUAGAAAUAGUUUUUGAUCUGCAUCUAAAUCUGAUCCCAAAGGACAGGAUCAUUUUACAGACCUUGAUAAAUGAUUGGAUAAGAAAGUAAAUCGAAUUUGGUUCUUUUAAUA
Messenger RNA from Cannabis sativa, 804 nucleotides. RefSeq names its product small ribosomal subunit protein uS8my. Lineage: Eukaryota; Viridiplantae; Streptophyta; Magnoliopsida; Rosales; Cannabaceae. Gene Ontology annotation, cellular component: ribosome; cytosolic small ribosomal subunit. The coding region runs from base 73 to 462 and encodes 129 amino acids. The transcript is spliced from 3 exons. Gene Ontology annotation, biological process: translation. The record is from RefSeq and is a predicted model, not a curated record. Gene Ontology annotation, molecular function: structural constituent of ribosome.